Cottoperca gobio is the source of this 2331-nucleotide messenger RNA. RefSeq names its product NACHT, LRR and PYD domains-containing protein 1b allele 3-like. Lineage: Eukaryota; Metazoa; Chordata; Actinopteri; Perciformes; Bovichtidae. Bases 242 to 1672 code for a protein of 476 amino acids. The transcript is spliced from 9 exons. The record is from RefSeq and is a predicted model, not a curated record.
UCCCGCUUACAUUUCUAAAGUCACCUCAGAGUGCUACAGGAAGUAUGUUGAAGCCCCACCAGAUGCUGUUCUCCACCAGAAGCUUAAACUAAAACAGGCUGACACCACUACUGGAGUACUCUCAUGUCUUGACAGAGAAUGCACAGAAUCAGACCUUAAAGAAAUAACUGCAUGUUGGGAACAAACAUUUCUACACAAAGGUUCGGACACAGCUCUGGUCAACUACAUCUUCUCUCAUAUCAUGUUAAGAAAUAAGGGAGCAAUCUCUCCUCUUGAUAGCAAGCAUUUAACUGCAUUUAAACAGAACACGCCCCCAGUCUCCACAGAGUCACCUGAGCCCUACAUGUUAGCCCUCCUCUUGCACUGGCCUACAGAGAGUGAGGACAACUGUGUCUUUAACCUCAGUCAAUUAAUAGAGCGUAUGAAAAACAUGUAUGAAAAAGCACAUAAGAAACACCUUCGAUCAAGGUACCUCCGGCCUCUGUUUUUCAUUGGAAAAGGUCAAGAUCUGGACAGAAUUGUUCACAGAAAGGUCCUUGAGGGACUGAUUCUUCAGGGAAAUGAGGAAGCGAUACAAGAUUGGAGCAGAGAGAUGAUUUUCAAAGAUCCCAGGGUCCAAGAACACCUUCUUAAAGUUCAUGGGGAAACACGAAACUACAGAGUCUAUGCAACUAUUGGAGGCACCAGCAUUGAGGUGGAUGCAAACCUCCGAAACAGCCUCUGGAGAAAAUGCCAAGUUUCCUUCUACCUUGGAUUUACCAUCAAAGGUCCUGUAGCCUUUGCCAUCCACACUAAAACUGCAGAAAAGGGAAUCUCAAGGAUGGAUACCUCAGAGUUUGGAGCUUGUUCCGGUGAAAUGGACUCCAAAGAUUUGACAAAACUUCAACCUGCAGUCAACAGAGUGGAUGAGGUUCAAACCUAUAGCCUACAGUCUCAAGCAGGCAACUAUGAGUGCAGUGUGUCUGCCCUGCGCUGGGUUUGUAAGGAAGAAGUCAGCUUCAAAUACAAGUUUAGCUCAUGGGAUGAACACAUGAAGAGGCCUAUCUGUACGGAUUACAUGCCAGCAGGACCCCUAAUGGACAUCACCGUCACAGCUGGGAAGAUGGAGGAGGUGCAUCUGCCGCACUGGAUCUGUGUAGAUCAAAACUCUACAGUUUUAGACAAGUUUGCGGUUCUACAUGCGGAUACCUUUGAUGUUCUGGAGAAGGUACCUGAAGUGAAGUCGUCCCACAUCAAGUUUCUCCAGCCCACUUUCCCUCGGAUGGGGGUCCUGAUCCGGAAGGAACUGGGCCUCCCGUUCUACUAUGACGUGUUGAUAUACAAGACAAACAAAGAGUUCCUCACAUUGGAUGUUUACCUGGUGCCACGGGAUUCUGCUCUACAACAGGAUGUGGAACAAAAGCAAAAGUCUUGUGGAUCAAUAUUAAUCCUAAAACCAGGCCCAGACAAGUCCGUGCAAUUGGGAGAUCAUUUCUCCCUCACAACAGACAAGACGGAUGCAAACAUUCAACCCAGCACACGAGAGCUCAGAUGUGAUGGUAGAAAUUACUUUGAGGUGUUCAUCAGAGAUGCAGACAGCGACUUCACCCUCAGGCUUCAAAGUGAGCAGAACACUGUCUGGACCUGUACCAUUCAUAAAGGAGAUUACCAAAGUCAAACUACUGAUAACUAAGGUCAGCAUUGUGUGGAUCGCCAUCGGACAGCUCUGUGAUUCUGUGAGAGCCUUAAAAACCAAACAAAACCAGAUGAGGGAGAUUCACACGCGUGUGACUGCAGCCGGCACAAAGAGCCAAAGAGAAGCCAAAGAUGAUCUCUAUGAAAUCCUUAAAAGGAUGAAGAGUAUGAAGCGUCUUGUUUCUGAGCUGGAGAGAUCAGGGUAAAGUCAGUGAACGUAAAAAGAAGUCUUGUUGCUUUGGAAGUGGACGCUGGACAUAAUGUUACUGAUUAAAUGUUGCUGUUUAUUUGAUGUACUGGACAAGCAACGAAGCACUCAGUAGAAAAUAAUCUUUUUUUAUAUCGUUUUCAUGUUUAAUUUCUUUCGUAAAUAUUCAGUGUUUUACAUUUGGCCAAAUGGGUAAAUCAAACCCAAUGUUAUUGUGAAGGACACUUUUAAAGACACAGUUUAUGUUUAAAUGUUGUUUAAUAUGUGACAGUUCUAAAGCUUUGAUGAGUAGAUGUGAGGAAGAACACAUGACUUAUUGCUUGAUUAAAAACUUUGAAAAUGUUAAUGAAGAUUAAUGAAGAGAUUGAAGGUUUGUUUGAUUAUAUAUAUUAUUUUAGUUAUAUUUUUGGGCUUUUUAUGCCUUUUAAUGCCGGAGAGAGAAUUGUAGA